UCGAAGACUUGGAAUGUGUUCUUGGCCGCAAAUGGCCCGCGUGAUCAGAAAGGCUUGCGCAACUAAGUACAGUAUAGAUCUGCAGUCGCCUUCAUACAAUGACGAAGCGCAGAGCGAAGGCCCUGGCUGCUGCCGACUCUCAAGAGACGGAUAUUGUUCACGUGGAGGACGGCCAUUCCAGUCAAGUUUCUGUCACGACGGUAUACUCUCAGCCCCAAGGGCCCUCGUCCCCAACGAAGAAGAGGAAGAUCGACCACGAAGACCAAAGUGUCAACAGCAAGGUCGACGGCUCGUCUACCACUAUCUCAACCACGACGACCGUCACUCUGGAAACCUCUGUGUCGGUAAUCGAGUCCAACUCGCCUCCAUCUGCACAGUCAAAGUCAGUCCAUCCUUUCUUCGCGAAGAAGUCAAAGGACGUCAUGACAAUAGGAGGUACACCAUUCACGUCCAUUGCACCGGUCAAGUGGUCGCAAGAAGGCAGUAUUCUCGUCGCAACCUACAAGCAACAGAUUCCUUCGAAACGCGUGGCCAGCUUCGACUUUGACGGAACGAUAUCGAACGUGAAGGGUUCCCAUGUCCAUCCCAAAGGAGCAGACGACUGGAAAUUUUUCUCCACUUCGAUACCCGAUCGCUUUUUCAUGUGUCAAAAUCAAGGGUACCGGGUGGUCAUCUUUUCAAAUCAAAACGGACUCAAUGGUGGUGACGCAAGGAGCAACGCGAGGAAGGCAUCUUUCAUGGGACGUAUCGAGAACGUGAUCAAUGCCACUCAAAAGCAUUGUGAGAGAGCUGGGGUGGCGGCUCCAUCUAUCAUCGUGUUUGGAGCGACGGGUGAUGACUGGAACAGAAAGCCUCGGCCGGGAAUGUGGGACGUUUUUGAAAGCAAAUACAACGGCGGCAUUGUCAUAGACCGAAAUGCCAGCUUUUACGUAGGCGACGCGGCGGGCCGCUUUGCCGGACACAAACCAGGAGUGAAAAAGGACUUCGCCGAUACAGAUCACAAGUUUGCGCUGAACGUGGGAUGCAAGUUCUAUACCCCGGAUGCCUUUUUCCACUUCACCACCUUGGCCGCGCUGGAAGCCGCCAAUUUACCUACCAAACACCAUUCUCACCAUGCGCCCAUUCCACCGUUUGAUCCGAAAGUGUUUCUCGAGAACCAGGCCGGCAAACCGCUGUAUACCCCAACAGAUACCCCAUUAGUGGCCCCUCCUGAAUCGCAACCCGAGAUUAUCGUCUUUGUCGGUUGCCCCGCAUCGGGCAAGUCCACCUUCGCGAAGCGUCACCUCGUUCCGCACGGAUACGUGCAGGUCAACCAAGACACACUCAAGACGCGCGAUAAGUGCAUUAAAGUCGCCGAAGAGUCUCUGCUCGCGGGGAAAUCCGUCAUCGUGGACAACACCAACCCGGACCCUGCCACGCGCAAGUUAUACUUCCAAUUGGCGGACAAAUGUGCGCGCAGGCUUGGCAAGGACAAGAUACCCCUCCGAUGUUUCCACUUCCUAGCUGACGCCCAAGUCUGUGCACACAACAAUGAGUUCCGAACGUAUAUGGGCAACCGUGACCGGGACGGGAACUGGAUUGACCCACGAGGUAUCCCCAAGCCGUUCUCGGCGGCAAGUCGCAAGAACGACAAAUCCUCGUCGAAAGAUACCUCUGGUCAGCCGCAGGUGCACAAGUUACCGGGCAUCGCUUUCAAUUCCUUCUGGGCACGCUAUCAACCUCCUAGCGAGACGGAAGGCUUCGACGAGAUCAAAAGGGUCGAGUUCGUACCCGAAUUUGACAGCGAGGCUGAUCGUGCCAAGUGGGCGAUGUAUUACGUCUGAGGGCAGGAGCCGAGAGGGAGGAGGGACGGAGGUUUGAACCGACGUUUUGUAGGCGUCCCAUACAGACCUGAGAUGCAUCGCAACGCCAUGGGUAUAUAGCGCAUUGUAGUCGAUUUGAUAGACCGAAGAAAAGAAUUAUUUCAUUAAAUACAACUCGCAAUUUGGAG
Messenger RNA from Fimicolochytrium jonesii, 1990 nucleotides. Its product is annotated as polynucleotide kinase 3 phosphatase-domain-containing protein. The record is from RefSeq and is a predicted model, not a curated record. Gene Ontology annotation, biological process: DNA repair. Lineage: Eukaryota; Fungi; Chytridiomycota; Chytridiomycetes; Spizellomycetales; Powellomycetaceae. Gene Ontology annotation, molecular function: polynucleotide 3'-phosphatase activity; ATP-dependent polydeoxyribonucleotide 5'-hydroxyl-kinase activity; double-stranded DNA binding. Bases 99 to 1823 code for a protein of 574 amino acids. The transcript has a single exon.